AUGUCGAACCCCCGCGUUGAAGAGCUUCCCGAUGAGGAGCCCAAGAAGACCGUUGUCGAGGAGCACGAUGACAGCAGCGACGAGUCCGAGGCUGAGGAGGUCGGCGAGGGCCAGCUGCCCGCCGGCUCUACUGUGAUCCACAACCGCAACGAGAAGAAGGCUCGCAAGGCCCUCGAGAAGCUGCACCUUACCCGCAUCCCUGGCAUCACCCGUGUCACUCUUCGCCGCCCCAAGAACAUCCUCUUCGUUAUCAACAGCCCCGAGGUCUACAAGUCUCCUAACAGCAACACCUACAUUGUCUUCGGUGAGGCCAAGAUCGAGGAUGUCAACGCCGCCGCCCAACAAGCCGCUGCCCAGCAGCUCGCCAGCGCCAACGCCGAGGCUGACCACGCCGGCCACAACCACGGCGAGCCCAGCAAGGCUGCCGAGUCCGCCGAGGCCAAGAAGGAGGACAACGAUGAGGAUUCUGAUGAGGAGGAGGACGACGAUGAGGAGGUCGAUGCCACAGGCCUGGAGGAUAAGGACAUUGAGCUUGUCAUGACCCAAGCCAGUGUCAGCCGCAACAAGGCAAUCAAGGCAUUGAAGGAAAACGACAAUGAUAUCGUCAACUCCAUCAUGGCUCUAAGUAUCUAG
Fusarium keratoplasticum is the source of this 633-nucleotide messenger RNA. RefSeq names its product Nascent polypeptide-associated complex subunit alpha. Bases 1 to 633 code for a protein of 210 amino acids. The record is from RefSeq and is a predicted model, not a curated record. NCBI's taxonomy places the organism in Eukaryota, Fungi, Ascomycota, Sordariomycetes, Hypocreales, Nectriaceae. Gene Ontology annotation, cellular component: nascent polypeptide-associated complex; cytoplasm. Gene Ontology annotation, biological process: protein targeting to membrane. The transcript is spliced from 3 exons.